UAUACAACAAAUAUACCUAGUCUAUUACUGUAAUAUUUAUUGAUUAGAGGUAGGUAAUUAACUUUUAUUAGGCAAUUUGCAUUUUUGAUCUGCUAUUAUAAAUACAAAUUAAAUUAUUUCCUGCACCUACAUUGAUAAUAUAUGUGAAGGCGGAUAGAUACACCAACCUGUAUGUGCAUUACAAGUGUUGUAGGUGUUUAAAUAAUAAUUUAUUAUGCGUGGGUUUUCAAUAUCAUUGUUAUGUAGGUUAUAUGGGAAAUGUUUCCGUACAUGAUGUCCAGUUGUAUAUAUAUUACUAACUGUGUAUUGAUAUUUUCUUGUCAGGAAUAUUGUAAUAAAUUAUGUCAGCCGAAUUUAACACUUUAAUGACCAGCAAUAAUACUAAUGGAUUAGAAGUAGCUGAAUUAUCAGAAUUUAUUAAAGGUAAGGUUUAAAUGAAUGCUUUGUAUUAUUAUUUUCUAAGUUAAGCAUCUUACAUCAUAAUUUUUAGUAAAAGUUUAGUUUACUGGACAUCCAUUGUUUUAAUUUUUUUUUUUAAUAUGUGUUUGUCAAUACAAAUUUCAGAACUAUUUAAAAUUUUUUGCAGAAACCAUUAUUGUAGAAGUUAUAGAAUUUUUUGCUUAAAUACCUAGUUGUUUUAUAUACAUUUUUUUUACAUUUGACUUCCAUAGCUUCUAUAAUAAUAAUUUUCGCAAAAAAUUCAAACAGUUCUAAAUCACAGAUUUAAAAAAAUUUCUAAAACAAAGGGUGUCUGGUAAACUAGACUUCUUCCUAAUUUGUAAAUUACCUAUAUAGAUCAGCUGUACUUUAUGGUUUUGUCCAAUUAUAAAGAUUCAACAACAAUUCAAUCUUUUAAUGAUUGGAAAAAAUCAUUCAAUGACAACAAUGUUUUUUAUCUAAACGUGGAUGAUUUUUUGGUGUAUGAUGGCUUUUACAGUGACUUUGGCCCUUUAAAUUUAGCAAUGAUUUAUCGGUAUAUUGGCAUAAUGCGAGAAAAAUUUAAAGUAAGUAGAUGAGUUGCCUGUUUAUUUACAUAAAAUGAAAUGUACUAAAUAAUUUUGUUAUGAUUUAUAGUCAGGAAUAGAUAAAUGAAUAAAUAUUUGUAUAAAUAAAAUUAUACCUUUUAAAACCAAGACCAUAAAUAUUUUAUUGUAUUUCAUUAUAAUAGUACUCUCUUAAAUUUCAAAACUUAAAAAAAAAAAAUUUACUUAAAAUUGUAUUUUAUAUUUUAAAACUAUAGCAUAUUUAAAAUGUGUAGGUACAAUGUAGAGUAUAAUUUACUCAGAAAAAAACAUAUAUCUAUUUAUGAAUAACAUAAUUUGUCAGGCAAACAUGUUUUAAUAUUUUAAUUUAACAGGGAUAUCUAUGAACAGUGUGUAGUACUCUAUUGAAAACAUUUUGUUUAAAAAUGAUAAAACCCAUUUAAAUUGUAAAAUUUAAUAUGAUCAUUAUCCCUCUAAAUAUAUGAUUUAUAUUUAAGGCCUAACAUAAUCUACGUAGUAAAAAAUAUUGAAAAUUUGUAUUAUACAUAUGAUUAUUGUAUUAUUGUAGUAUCAUUCUCAAAACUUGAUUGAUUUAUAUAUUUAUGAGCAUAUUUGAAAUAUAUAAUAUAAUAGUAGGUGCAGAUACUGUAUUUAUAAGUUAUCUCCCAAUUUGUUUUUAUAAAUAAAUUAUGUUAAUUGAAAAACUAGUUAUAACUGUAGACACAAUAAUUUAAUUAAAAAGAAAAAAAAUAAAUAUUUGAUGCAAUACCCAUUUAAAACAUUUUUAAUUUUUUUAAACUGUACAUACAUAUUACUUUGCUUAAAUAUAGUAAUACUAUUAUUAUUUAAUAUUUGAACCCAGUAUCACAUAUUUUGUUUAAAAAAAAAUAUAAAAAUUUAAUAUUGCACUCAGUAUACAAUUAAAUUACCCUAUAAUUUACCUACAUCCUACUUUAUUUUAAUCACUAUUGAUAAUUCAAAUUUUUAGGUAUACAAGAAAUUGGUCCACUGUUCUAAUUUAAGCGAUCAAAAGAAACGAGCCAAUGCUGCAUUUCUUAUUUGUGCAUACGUGGUAUGUUUAUAAUGUUGACAAUAUAGCUAAAGUUAGUAGACCUAA
Messenger RNA from Cinara cedri, 2100 nucleotides. The record is from the annotation of a GenBank genome assembly. NCBI's taxonomy places the organism in Eukaryota, Metazoa, Arthropoda, Insecta, Hemiptera, Aphididae.